Messenger RNA from Ochotona curzoniae (black-lipped pika), 4045 nucleotides. RefSeq names its product integrin subunit beta 2 (gene ITGB2). The transcript has 17 exons. Gene Ontology annotation, biological process: cell-matrix adhesion; cell adhesion mediated by integrin; cell migration. NCBI's taxonomy places the organism in Eukaryota, Metazoa, Chordata, Mammalia, Lagomorpha, Ochotonidae. Bases 1432 to 3735 code for a protein of 767 amino acids. Gene Ontology annotation, molecular function: amyloid-beta binding; integrin binding. Gene Ontology annotation, cellular component: integrin complex; focal adhesion; cell surface. The record is from RefSeq and is a predicted model, not a curated record.
GCAGCCGGGACGUGAACCAGCGCCCCAUGGGAUGCUGGUGCCGUAGGGGAGGACCAGCCUGCUUUGCCACCACACCGACCCCCAACCACCCGCCUUCCACUGUGAAAUCCCCCGAGGCUGUGCUCGCCCCUUUGUCACUGUGCGGGCUGCCACCCGGGCGGGGCCACACAGGGGUGUGGAUGGGCACGGUGGCGUUGCUGGCCAAAAUGGGUUUCUGCUUUGGGCAGACACUGGUUCCCAGCCCCGGCGCCUUCCCCUCUGGGCCGGGGAGGUGAAGGCUGCCGCGCAGCUCUGCCUGCUGCUUCCUGUGGGCUGCGUCCUCACCCUCCCGCUCGCCGUCCAGCCUCUGCCCGUUUUGCUCCCUGCCUCCUGUGCCCGGGUCCCAAGAUGGAUGUCGGCCCCUGCCUACCUGAGCAUUCAGAACCGGCUGCUCACUGGGAGCAGAAGCCAAGAUUCUGAUGUCUGCACUGACCCUGAGCCUGCGGUGGCAUCCGCUGUGCCCUGGCUGGGGAGGCGUCCAGCAGAGCACUGCCGUGUGUAAUUGGGUCUGUGUGAUUGGAGGGGCUUGUGCCCAUGGGCAGUGUGGGGACUGUGGCAGUCCCAGACUGGACAGCCGACUGUGUGUCUCCCGGGCCUGGGCAGGAGCCUGCCGAGUGCCCCCAAGCCUCCUGCCCUGUGAGCUGUGCAUUUGCCCUUUGUCCCCGCUCUGCCUGGAGUGCCCGUGACUGGUUGGCACUGACCCAGCCCCUGCCCGGCACAGCUCUGUCUGCCGCCCACUUUGGCCCAAGGUCUGUGUCUUUCCCAUUCUCACAAAGAAUGCCAAGGCUGUGCCCUGCCCCUCGGCCUGGUGAGGGGCGCUCUGACCCAUGGACGCCUCUGCCGCCACGCCCUCCCAAGGCGGCUCCCAUUUCUGCUGGGCAGAGGGGUCAGGUCUGAUGCAAAAUCCGGGUGGGCCCGGAAGGCCUGGGUGUCUCAAGUGGCCUUGGCUUAAGGUUUUGCAACUUGACACAGCCACGGCACCACUGGGAGCCCUGUGCCCACUUCUACUUUCUGUGCCAGCACCCGGCCUUCCCCCAGUGUCCACUGCCACCUGCUCCCUGCCUCAGCGUCCCCCGUGAUUCCUCUAACGCCGUGUUCCAGUCACAGAACUCCAGAGUUGGACGUCUUUGUCCGUGGGCUGUGCUGCUGCCUGGGAGAGUGGCCGGCCCACAGCCAGCGGAGGAUCUGGCCUGGGGAGGCUCAGUGCUGCGCCUCCACCUGCAGUGUCACCCAGACCACAGCCAGCCACAGAGCCAGGUCGGGGCGCCUCAUGGGGCAGCUUGGCAGAGGAGGCUGCGCAGCCACUUUCUCAGCCUUGGCACACCCAGCUGGGACCACCAGCUCCUGGAGCCCCAGCUUUCAGGGCAGUCUGCAAGACCAGGGACUAGGGACAUGCUGGGCUGGCGCCCCCUGCUGCUCGCCCUGAUGGCGCUGCUCCCCCUGGGGUUUGUCGUUUCACAGGAGUGCAUCAAGUACAAGGUCAGCAACUGUCGAGAGUGCGUGCAGUCGGGCCCUGGCUGCGCCUGGUGCCAGAAGCUGAACUUCACAGUGCCAGGGGAACCAGACUCCAGCCGCUGUGACACCCGGAAGCAGCUACAAGCCAGGGGCUGCCAGGCCGAUUACAUUGUGGACCCCCAGAGCCUGGCCAAGCUGGAGCAGCUAGGAAACCAGAGGCAGCAGCUUUCCCCAGAAAAAGUGACCCUCUUCCUCAGACCAGGCCAGGCGGCUGCAUUCAACGUGACCUUCCGCCGGGCCAAGGGCUACCCCAUCGACCUCUACUACCUGAUGGACCUGUCCUACUCCAUGCUGGAUGACCUCAUCAACGUUAAGAAGCUGGGCGGCGACCUGCUCCGUGCCCUCAACGAAAUUACCGAGUCCGGCCGCAUCGGCUUUGGGUCCUUUGUGGAUAAGACAGUACUGCCCUUUGUCAACACACACCCCGAGAAGCUCAAGAACCCGUGCCCCACCAAGGAGAAGGCGUGCCAGGCGCCGUUCGCCUUCCGGCACGUGCUGAAGCUGACCAGCAACUCCGACCAGUUCCAGACCGAGGUUGGCAAGCAGCUGAUCUCCGGGAACCUAGAUGCCCCCGAGGGCGGGCUCGACGCCAUGAUGCAGGUCGCCGCGUGCCCGGAGGAAAUCGGCUGGCGCAACGUCACGCGGCUGCUGGUGUACGCCACUGAUGACGGCUUCCACUUUGCUGGAGAUGGGAAGCUGGGGGCCAUCCUGACCCCCAACGACGGCCACUGCCACCUGGAGGACAACAUGUACCGGCGCAGCAACGAAUUCGACUACCCUUCAGUGGGGCAGCUGGCGCACAAGCUGGCCGAGAGCAACAUCCAGCCCAUCUUUGCAGUGACCAAGAAUAUGGUCAAGACCUAUGAGAAGCUCACAGAAAUCAUCCCCAAGUCCGCAGUCGGGGAGCUGUCUGAGGACUCCAGCAACGUGGUGCAGCUCAUCAAGGACGCCUACAGCAAACUGUCCUCCCGAGUCUUCUUGGACCACAGCGCCCUCCCCGAUACCCUGAAGGUCACCUAUGACUCCUUCUGUAGUAACGGAGUGUCACUCAUGGGCCAGCGCCGAGGAGAUUGCGACGGCGUGCAGAUCAACGUUCCGGUCACAUUCCAGGUCAAGGUUACGGCCACCGAGUGCAUCCAGGAGCAGUCCUUCGUGAUCCGGGCGCUGGGCUUCUCAGACACGGUCACCGUGCGGGUCCUUCCCCAGUGCGAGUGUCAGUGCCACGACCAGAGCCGUGAGCGUGGUCUCUGCGGGGGCAAGGGCUCCAUGGAAUGUGGCGUCUGCAGGUGUGAUGCUGGCUACAUCGGCAAGAACUGCGAGUGCCAGACGCAGGGCCGCAGCAGCCAGGAGCUGGAGAGAAGCUGCCGGAAGGACAACAGCUCCAUCAUCUGCUCGGGGUUGGGAGACUGCAUCUGCGGGCAGUGCGUGUGCCACACCAGCGAUGACCGCAACAAGAAGAUCUUCGGGCGGUACUGCGAGUGCAACAACAUGAACUGUGAGCACUACAACAGCCAAGUCUGCGGGGGUCCAGAAAGGGGGGAGUGCUCCUGUGGCCAAUGCCACUGCCGCGACAACUUCGAGGGCUCGGCGUGCCAGUGCAAGAAGUCCACGGAGGGCUGCCUGGACACGCAGGGCGUGGUGUGCAGUGGCCGUGGGCGGUGCGUGUGUAACGUGUGCCAGUGUGAUGACUUCUACCAGCUCCCGCUGUGCCAGGAUUGCCUGGCCUGCCCCUCACCUUGUGGCCAGCACAUCUCCUGCGUCGAGUGCCUGAAGUUCGGCAAGGGUCCCCUGGAAAAGAAUUGCAGUGAGGCGUGCGGGAACCUGAAGCUGGUGGACAAGCCUGUCAAAGGCAAGCCGUGCAAGGAGCAGGACUCGGAGGGCUGCUGGAUGAACUUCACCAUGCGCCAGCUCUACGGGAAGAACUAUGAAGUCCACGUGUUGGAUGACCGAGGGUGUGUGGCGGGCCCCAAGGUAGCCGCCAUCGUCGGGGGCACUGUGCUGGGCGUGGUGCUCAUCGGCGUCCUCCUGCUGGUCAUCUGGAAAGCCCUGACACACCUGAGUGACCUCCGGGAGUACAGGCGCUUUGAGAAGGAGAAGCUCAAGUCCCAGUGGAACAAUGAUAAUCCCCUCUUCAAGAGUGCCACCACAACAGUCAUGAACCCCAAGUUUGCUGAGAGCUAGGAGCCCCCGUUGGGGACAGGACUUUGGGGCUCCUGCAGCCCAAGGCCCCGCCACAGCAGCAUUGUCUGUUCACCCAUGGCCGCUGUCCCCUACCCCUUCCCAGCGCCAAGCAAGGUCAGGCUCCCUCGGCUGCAGGCUGCCGGGAGAGGCACGAGAGAGGCACCGCUCUGGUCCUGGCUUUUGCACGCGUGUUUGUGAGAGUUAACCAUGUGAGAGCUCGCCGGUUGUCCUUACACUCAGCAGGUAUAAAACCACACCCCGACAGCACAGCCACUGACCCCAUGCGUAAUAAAAACACGCUUCAAACUUG